Messenger RNA from Symbiodinium sp. CCMP2456, 366 nucleotides. The record is from the annotation of a GenBank genome assembly. NCBI's taxonomy places the organism in Eukaryota, Dinophyceae, Suessiales, Symbiodiniaceae.
GAGUUCGAAGUGCCAAAGAUCAUGCGCGUGCAAGAGAUCAUCCAGAAGAUGGAAGAGGGCGAAGACAUGAGAUGCUGGAACUUCGAUUCCGAGUUCGACCCGAUGGCGUUCCAAGUCCUCUGCCACACGCUGCGUCAGGCCGCCUACAACGAUAUCGAGGCGAUUCGCUUGUGGAAGUGUGGCGAUGGGGACAAGGCGGUCCGCAGCGUGUGCUACUACCUUGAUGGGCAGACCGGUGAGCAGGGCGUGAAGGACCUCCACUUCACCGACAACGGCGUUACCGAGCUGGGCUGCGAAUUUCUCGGCCGAACGCUAGGGCCAAAUGGAAACAAGCUCGUGAACCUGCUCCGGCUGGACUAUAAUCAG